CUCCAUCGCUCGCUCGCUCUCGCGUCUCUAAACCAAAAUCAAGCGAGGACCGAUGUCUCGAAUAUGCGUGAAGAAUUUACCCAAGUACAUAGCCGAGGACCGCCUCAGAGAAUUCUUUUCUCAGAAAGGAGAAGUUACCGAUGCCAAGCUCAUGCGCACCAAAGAUGGCAAGAGCAGGCAGUUUGGAUUUAUUGGGUUCCGGACCGAGAGAGAAGCAGAGGAAGCUCUCAAAUACUUCAACAAUGCUUUCAUCGAUACUUGUAGGAUCAAUUGUGAGCUCGCUCGUAAAGUUGGGGAUCCAAAUAUCCCUCGUCCAUGGAGUCGGUAUUCCUUGAAGAAACAAGAGAAAUUGAAUGAAGAUGGAAAGAAGCCUACGGGUACCAACAGUCCAAGCAUCACAAAUUCUAAAGAGGAGAAAAAGAAGAUUAAGAAAGACAAUAAAAAGGAAAGUGAGAAUGAUGACCCUCAACUGCAGGAGUUUCUUGAGAUCAUGCAGCCCCGUAACAAGUCAAAAUUGUGGGCAAAUGAUACAUUGACAGUUCCCUCUCUUGAGCGAAAUGGGAAAGCUAGUGAUAAGCAAAUUCAAGUGAAAAAGGAAUUCAAGGAUGAAUUGGUGCCAAUGCUUACUGAGUUAGAUGGCACUCAUGAGAGAGAAAAUGUGCCAUUAGACACUCAGGAGGCGGAGAAACAACUCAAUUUGGCUCAAGAUGAUGUUGUCUCAGAUAUGGAUUAUUUCAGAAGUAGGGUAAAGCAAGACUGGUCAGAUUCAGAAAGUGGUGAAGAUGAAGACAAUAAUGAUGAUGAUGAGGAUGACAGUGGCAGCAACGGUUCGUUCAUUGAAACUGUUGAGGGCCAGGAUGUUGAAAACGUAGAUGAUAGGGGUCCAGCGCAUACCCAUGAAGAAGAUGUCUCGGAAGAGGAGGUGGAAGCCAGGUCCUGUGAAGUAGCUGACGAUGAAAUGGGCAAAUCGGGUGUACCGUUGCUAAGUUUGAAAGAUGAGGAAGAAGAAGGUCUGGAGACUGGUCGUCUUUUUGUCCGUAAUCUGCCAUAUUCUGCCACUGAGGAUGAGCUGGAAGAGCAUUUUAGCAGAUUUGGGAAUGUCUCACAAGUCCAUCUUGUUGUAGAUAAAGAUACAAAGCGGUCCAAGGGUAUUGCCUAUGUUCUUUACAUGCUUCCAGAAUCUGCAGUAAGGGCAUUAGAAGAGUUGGACAAUUCAAUUUUUCAAGGCAGAUUAUUGCAUGUUAUGCCAGCAAAGCAGAAGAAUCCCACCUCUAAACAACAGGCCAAUUUCUCCAACCAAUCUGCAAAAACGUUUAAGCAACAGAGGGAGGAGGAGAAGAAGACAUCUGAAGCUAGUGGAAAUACACGAGCAUGGAACACUUUGUUCAUGCGCCCUGAUACAGUUGCUGAAAACAUUGCUCGGAAAUUUGGUGUAAGUAAAAGUGAUUUACUAGACCGAGAAGCUGAUGACCUCGCUGUACGUAUUGCUUUGGGAGAAACUCAAGUGAUUGCAGAGACUAAAAAGGCUCUUGCAAAUGCUGGAGUCAAUAUUGCUUCAUUAGAGGAGUUUGCUGCUGGAAAAACUGACAGUCUGAAAAGAAGCAAUCACGUUAUAUUAGUAAAAAACUUGCCUUAUGGUUCAUCUGAAGGUGAACUGGCAAACAUGUUUGGAAAGUUUGGGAGAUUGGACAAAAUUGUUCUCCCUCCCACAAAGACAUUGGCUUUGGUAUGA
Ilex paraguariensis (yerba mate) is the source of this 1732-nucleotide messenger RNA. Lineage: Eukaryota; Viridiplantae; Streptophyta; Magnoliopsida; Aquifoliales; Aquifoliaceae. The record is from the annotation of a GenBank genome assembly.